Stegodyphus dumicola is the source of this 450-nucleotide messenger RNA. Its product is annotated as protein turtle-like. The record is from RefSeq and is a predicted model, not a curated record. NCBI's taxonomy places the organism in Eukaryota, Metazoa, Arthropoda, Arachnida, Araneae, Eresidae. Gene Ontology annotation, molecular function: protein binding.
UCCCUGUGCACGAGUUUUAUGCUGUCGCUGGAGGUCGAAUAUCUUUGCCGUGCAAUCUUUCCGCCCCCACAGAUGACGAUGUUGUCACUCUCGUGCUCUGGUAUAAAGAUGACAUGAAGGUGCCAAUCUACACGUUGGAUGCGAGAAAGGUUCCAUUGGUAAAGGCAGUACACUUCCCCAGUGCUAGGCUGGGAAGACGCGUACACUUCGACAUCCAUUCAAGACCUCCCGCACUCACCAUCGACCCUGUGAAGGGUGAUGAUGAGGGAACCUAUAGGUGCAGAGUGGAAUACAAAAGGUUCCGAACGCUCAGCUAUACGUACGAGCUUAAAGUAGUAGUUCCUCCGAGAGAGGCAAAUAUUAUGGACGAAAGGGGACAAAGAAUUGACGAGACAAUUGGACCAGUGGAUGAAGGUUCGAAUGUCACUUUGGUAUGCGAAGCUGAAGGAG